AUGGAAAAGCUCGGUGCUUCUUUCACGUCUUUCUAUGGCGGAGCAAGAGAUGUGCUGCUUUCUCUCGUUACAUCCUCCGGCUCUCCUAAGUGCACCAGCUUCCUUUGGGGACGCCUGUUCGAAGUUGACCAAGAAAACCCUCUCAAGACAAGCGACGCUCUCCGACGAAUCCGUCAUCGCAUUUACUCGUUCGUUUGGUCUCAAGACCGUCAAGACCCAGAUGAUGGAGACUUCAUCGUGACUCGCUGGGGCGUUCGUCGCAACCUCAGCCGUCGCUACCCUCGAUCCUUCAUUGAUGUUCACCAUGACCUAACUCUCCUCCACCAUGACACUGGACUCCUGUUCACCAAUGUCGCUACCUCUAAGGACUUCACCGAGUACAUCUACAGCGUGAGUAAAGUCGAGAUUCCCAUCACAGCAACGUACGACACCGUUCAAAGCGUCCAAAACGGCGGAUGGCGUCCUCACGACGACGAAGACAUGCUAGUGCAUAGCCUCUACACCAACAAGCGCCUCUUCGAAGAACACGCCAAAAACGUCGAUGUAGUCGUCAUCUUCCAAGAAAUCGCAAGCGACGGGGCCUUCUACGACGCAGACACGCACCUCGAUGAAAUCCGCGAUGUCCUCAACUACUGGGACAUUGGCGCCAAGGGUGGUGAGCUCCGCGUCAUUGUCAACUACGCUACCAAUCACGUCACAGAUCUCGAGCUCGAAACCGCUGCCCGAUUUGGAUUUGGGCUAAAGGGUACCUACGAGUUGGACGAUGAGCGGGUUGCAAACACAGGUACGUUCCACUCUCGAUCUUACCUGCUAACACUUCCUCAGCUUUUCACCACCACUUCUUCUCACACCACAGCAAUCAUGGCCGCUGCCUGGGACGCUCCUGUUCAAACCCGCCCCGACAACGGUGGCUCAUGGUUUGAACUAUCCAUGGAGCCCAAGAGCUUCAUCACGCUUACCACUGCCGUUGUCCCAACGGUAGAGCCCACUGCACUCGCCGAGGAGACUCCCUCCAAGGGCACCACGCCCUGGUUGUACGCCACAGUUGGAUGCAUCACCUUCAUUGUUUUCCUCCUCAUCUUUACCUGCAUCCAAUGGAUGGGACACAGACAGGUUCACAGGGAGGAUAAGAGCCGGAAGCAGGCGGAGCGCCGAGUUGAGGCCAUCAUGGCGGAUAACCGUGAGUAUCAGAAGGAUGAGGAGGAGGGGGCUCGUCCUUAA
This is a messenger RNA of Fusarium keratoplasticum, 1221 nucleotides long. RefSeq lists its product as uncharacterized. NCBI's taxonomy places the organism in Eukaryota, Fungi, Ascomycota, Sordariomycetes, Hypocreales, Nectriaceae. The transcript has 3 exons. The coding region runs from base 1 to 1221 and encodes 406 amino acids. The record is from RefSeq and is a predicted model, not a curated record.